Agrilus planipennis (emerald ash borer) is the source of this 1975-nucleotide messenger RNA. RefSeq names its product kelch-like protein 18 (gene KLHL18). The transcript is spliced from 11 exons. The coding region runs from base 96 to 1850 and encodes 584 amino acids. Gene Ontology annotation, molecular function: protein binding. The record is from RefSeq and is a predicted model, not a curated record. Lineage: Eukaryota; Metazoa; Arthropoda; Insecta; Coleoptera; Buprestidae.
GUUUACUACAAAUAUUUGUAUUUGUAUUUAUUGCAGUUGUAUAAAUAUAAAUAAACAUUUGGAAACGAUACAAUAAAACAGUUUUGUAAUAUAAUAUGUAUCCUUUGCGAGCAUUAACUGAUUCUAAAACUUCAGAAUGUCCACGAAAUCUUUAUGAAAUGAGCAAUGAAAGUAUGGUUUUUCAACAAAAUGAUUUGUUUCCUUCUGCCUUCCCUGCAAUGGAAGAAAUUCGAAGACAGGGGAAACUUUGCGAUGUUGUUUUAAAGGUUGAUGAUCAAGCCUUUAGUGCCCACAAAAUUGUUCUUGCAGCAACAAUUCCUUACUUUCAUGCAAUGUUUACCAAUGAUAUGGUUGAAAGUCGACAGCAUGAGAUAAAAAUGCAAAGCAUUGAUGCAAAUUCCCUUGAAGCAUUAAUAAACUUUGCAUAUUCUGGAAGAAUUGUUUUAGACAAAAACAAUGUACAAAGUAUAAUGUUGGGUGCUUCAUAUUUGCACCUCACUAAAGUCAGAGAUGCUUGUGCCAACUAUCUUUUGCAAAGACUUCACCCUCAUAAUGCUCUUGGAAUAAGGCAGUUUGCUGAUACAUUGGGCUGUUCAAAUUUAGUAGAAUCUGCUGACAAAUACAUUGAGCAGUGUUUUCAUGAAGUGUCUCUUUCAGAUGAAUAUUUAAAUUUACCAAUGGAAGAUGUAAAAAACUUACUAAAUAGAAAUGAACUAAGAGUUGAAAGUGAAGAACAAGUUUUUGAAGCCUGCAUGAGAUGGGUAAAACACAGUGAAAACAGAACUGCAAACUUACCAGUUCUUUUAGCACAGGUUCGAUUGCCACUCUUGUCACCUCUUUAUUUAACAGAUCGUGUUGCCACAGAAGAACUGAUAAGGACAUCUCAUCAGUGCAGAGAUCUUUUGGAUGAAGCCAGAGUUUUUCAUCUUAUACCAGAGCGCAGGCCACUCUUACAAAGUUUCAGGACUAAACCGCGAGCUUGUGAAGUACGUGGCCAUAUUUACGUGGUUGGAGGAUUAAAUAAACAUGGGGAUUCUUUAAGCACUGUAGAGUAUUAUGAUCCGAAACUAAACGCGUGGCAAUCGGCGCCCGCCAUGUCUACGAUGCGUUCGCGUUUAGGAGUGGCUGUUUUAAGGGGUAUGCUAUACGCUUUUGGGGGUUACAAUGGUAAAGAUCGACUGGCUAGCGUAGAAGUUUACGACUGCAUGAAGAAGGAGUGGUCUACUGUUGCUCCCAUGCAAUGUAAACGAAGUGCUCUUGGGGCAACAGCGCUGGGAGACUGGAUCUAUGUGUGCGGGGGUUACGACGGUGUAUCGUCUUUGAAUUCAGUAGAACGGUACCACCCCCAGAUAAACACAUGGUGUACCCUAGCUCCCAUGAACAAGUCGAGGAGUGCGGGAGCAGUAAUUGCCUGCCAAGGUUACAUAUAUGCCCUGGGGGGUCACGAUGGCCUCUCUAUAUUCGAUUCAGUGGAGCGAUACGACCCCAACACGAACACAUGGACUGAAGCUACCCCCAUGUUAACUAAAAGGUGUCGACUUGGAGUAGCAAUGUUGGGAGGUAAAUUAUACGCAUGUGGCGGAUACGACGGGGCUUCCUUCUUACAAACCGUCGAAGUGUUUGAUCCGAAUACCAAUAAAUGGUCGUACGUUGCUUCCAUGAACGCUCAUAGAAGCAGAGUAGCUCUGACUGCCAACAUGGGUAAAUUAUGGGCAGUGGGCGGAUAUGAUGGAUUCUCUAAUCUGGUAUCAGUCGAAGUAUAUGACCCAGUAACGGACACAUGGACGUUUGCAGCCCCUAUGGUGGCGCAUGAGGGUGGAGUUGGUUUGGGAGUCAUUUCGAUACCGUAAAUUAACAAAAACAUUAUAUAUAACAAAGAUGUUGCUGUGAAACUUGUCUUAUUUAUUUAUCCUUUUUUAUUUUUUUUUUAAUUACGUUGUAUUUUUUGCUCUGUAAAUAAAGAGAACUUGUAAUU